AUGUUGCAAAGUAGCCUUUCCCACUCUCCCCCCUUCUCCCCCCUCGUCCCCCUCUCCCCCCUCCCCCUCCCCUCCCCCUUCCCCACCUCUUCCGUCCCCCCAGCCUCCUACUCCAAGGGAGGCCCGCAGGCGCAGCAAGGCUGGCGGAGCGCCUGCUGGCGCACAUUUGAGCCGUCCCAUAGCUCCGAGGUGACUCUUGAGUUCACUUUUGAGAAUUCUCAAAACCUGCUGCUCCAAGGGAGACCCGCAGCCGCAGCAAGGCUGGCGGAGCGUCUGCUGGCACAACUUCUGGGGAAGGGGAGGCGGGAGAACGGGGAGGGGCUAGCUUCGGGCGGGGAGGAUGGGGAAGGGAAGGGGGAGAGGGGAGGGGAGGAGAAGGGGAUGCAGGAGGGAAGAGAAGAUAGAAAGUGGAGGAAGAGGAGGGAGAAGGGAGAGAAGAGGGAAAGCAAUGGGGAUUUUUCUGAGUCAGGGGCAGCAGCAGCAGCAGCAGCAGCAGCAGCGGUAGAGGCGGUGGGAGUGGUUUGGGUGCAGGCGAACUCCCGAAUGGGCAGGCACUCUCAGGUUCUCUCAGAGUUCAGGCGCCUCUUUGGUGCUCUCCACCACGUGCCUCCGCCUCUGUUCCUGAUAUGGCUUUCUCUUGCUAUCUUGAUUUUCUUGAUCAGCAGCUCGCGCUGA
Molecule: messenger RNA, 675 nt
Organism: Closterium sp. Naga37s-1
Lineage: Eukaryota; Viridiplantae; Streptophyta; Zygnematophyceae; Desmidiales; Closteriaceae
Source: the annotation of a GenBank genome assembly